Molecule: messenger RNA, 1911 nt
Organism: Pungitius pungitius (ninespine stickleback)
Lineage: Eukaryota; Metazoa; Chordata; Actinopteri; Perciformes; Gasterosteidae
Product: zona pellucida sperm-binding protein 3-like
Exons: 8
Coding region: 103-1809 (568 amino acids)
Source: RefSeq, a predicted model, not a curated record
ACCAAUCGAUCCUCGCCUCUAAUUACCUCCAGCUGGGGCCGAGCGGCGGUUUUACGCGCAGAUCGAAAGUUAAAGAUUGAAGGACAGCAGCUUUUUUUUGCGAUGAAAGCGAAGUGGUACCUCGGUAUUUUUUGGAGUGUUUUAUCACUUAAUCACCUCAGCUGCGCGCUGGACACGGACGAAUCUCCACUUAGGGUUCGGAAAAGAACCAGAUCCAAACCCACCAAACAUCCAGGGACAGGGGACCGAGGACCUUCUGCGCAGCUCCUACAUGCAGGCACUCAACUCGGUUCACGAGGGCCUUACCUUCCUCCUCUUCCCCUUCCUCCUCCGGCACCUCGAUCCGUGCGUCCGGGCGACGCAGAGGCCGCGACCCCAGCGGACUUCGCGUACCUGCCGGACGUCUCCGUGACCUGCUCCACGUCAAACUUUGUCGUGCGGGUCAAACCAUCUUUCUACGGUCUGGGCGCCGAAGCCGAGGAGCUCAAAUUAGGCAGCAACUGCCCCAGCAACGGGGUCCUCAGGCCGUACGGGGACCUGCUCUUCACGUAUCCUCUGACGUCUUGCGACGCCGUGCGCGAGUCGCCCUGCGGUUAUCUGAUCUACAAAUUCGUGCUCCAUUAUGAGCCUUCGCCAAAACGUUUUCCCGGCAGAGCGCACCGGAUCGAUGUCGACAUUGAAUGCCGCUAUCACAGGAACCACCAUGUGUACCAGCUGGCUGUGCAGCCCACGUGGGAAACGACUGUCGUGCGUAAAAGGCUGAAAGGAGGCCCAAGUGACUUCCUGAUGGAGUUGAUGGAUGAUACAUGGAGCAGACCAGUCAAGUACCAAGAGUACCAGAUUGGAAAGACCAUCAACUUGCAGAUCUCUGCUCCUCACGUCACAACUACCGGGAAGGUCUACAUCAACACCUGCUACGCUACACCCUCCAGUGGCUUCACGUCAUCCCUCAAAUACGCCAUCAUUGACAAUUUUGGCUGCAUGUUGGACAGUAAGAGCGACCCGGGGGGCUCUCAGUUUAUCUCUCGGACGGACGACACCCUGAGAUUCUCCCUCAAGGCUUUCCAGUUCACGUUCGACCCCUACGCCGAGGUCCAGGUUCACUGCAAAGUGUCGGUCAUCGCCGAGGACCCGGGUCCUACCCACAAGUCCUGCACCUACGUAGCAAACGGCUGGAAGGCCCUCGCUGGGGAUGACUCUGUCUGUGACUGCUGUGAUUCACAAUGUGUGAGUUCUAAAGCCCGGCGGGCCUUGAUGGAAGGCUCUGCCAGCAGUGGUCCACUGUUGGUCUCCGACCAGCCGUACUCUGCAGAAGAUGGCGAGGCCACAAUGAAUCACCACGAGCCAAACCGUAACGAGGACUUUCGGGAAAGUCCGGAUUCAGUAGAGUACGAUUACUACGAAGAGCAGGACUACACAGAUGAAGAGGACGGCGGCUUCAUCCUUGGAGCGAUGCCAGAACCUGAUUUGGACGAGUUGGGUUUUCAGGGAAGGGCCUUUACGGACGAGAAAGAGUUCGAAGUGAAGUAUUCAAAUGGGUUUGAAGAGGAUGGGUUAGAGUAUGCAGUAGAGGAGAGUGAAGAAGAGAUUGAUUGGGGCCAGAAGGAAGCCCAAGUUGCAGAAAUGUUCCCUCCAGAAGAAAGUCCACAGAUGCCCGUAUCCGAAGAAGAAAAUCUGAGGCAUACAGGCAGAGGAGGAGGAGAAGAGGAAGAGGAUCUGUGGACGGCCUCUGAGGGGGAGUGGAAUGAUGAUGGUCAGGCAGAUUUAUUAGAUGACGGUGAAAUGACCUGGUUUUUCUCAUGGAGGUAGCAUUAGUUCCAUGAAUAUACGUAUUCUGCUUAAAGACUUUUGUAACUCUUCAUGAUGGACAAAUAUUCAAACUUAUUUCAAUAAAAAAUAAAUGCAGUUGGA